Messenger RNA from Austrofundulus limnaeus, 968 nucleotides. RefSeq lists its product as uncharacterized. The record is from RefSeq and is a predicted model, not a curated record. Lineage: Eukaryota; Metazoa; Chordata; Actinopteri; Cyprinodontiformes; Rivulidae.
AUGGAGGGGACCAACUACAUGUCACAAACCCAAGAAGACCCAGAGGACGAUGAUGGAGGAACCAACCCCUACGAAAAUCCCCUCCCCAARAACAGCUGUAGCUGCAGCUGUAAGAAGAAGCCAUGUGUUGAGAUUGGCUUAAGGCUUUUAGCUUUAUUUCUUGCUGUCGCUUUGAUUUUGUCAAUUUUGUAUCAAGUGGGAUACCGGCCAUGGGAAGUCACUCAUGCCAGAGUGYUUCAUGCCAACACAAAAUAUGGAAAUUUGACAUGCUGGAAUGUCAACGCUCUCAACUUGUUCCUACCCUGGGGGGCUAAYCAAACCAACAAAACUGAUUUUUGGAACAGAGUGAAAAGAAUGGGUUAUGAAGCAUGGAAAGAMAACCUAGAUGAUUGGGAUGCCUGGACGAACGAAUUGGCACAACAGAACUUCACUGAAGACCACAAUUGGACAGUCUCAAACAUACUAGCCACAAAAGAUGGAUUGGUAGUAUGGGUUAAAAUGCUAGAAGAACAUGAAACCAAGACAACAAAGUGUAACUGGAUACAGCCAGAAGGAGAACCACCCGAAUGGCACUGUGACUGGGGAUGCAGGCCUCUGUUAGGCCUGGCACACCAAGGAUACUGGCAAUAUGAAGCUAUAUUUCCAGCACCCCACAAACAUGUAUAUUGCUCGGCCAUAUUUCCAAGAUGGGAGUUUUGGGGACACUAUGAUCUCAAAUGUGACAAAAUUCCGGUGAUGAACAGAACCAGAACUAAACCAGCAAGGAAACACCCAACGUCCUACAAAAAGAAGGCCAAAGUAGCAACUAUCCAGCACAGUAUUGUUGUAACAUAUAAUGGUUCAAUCCAAGGUGCUGCUCCGACUGUGCAUCAUGGUAAAAAGCAAACUGAACAACAUGCUUCGGAAGAAUGUUUGACCGACAUCAGACGCCUCGAUCCCUGCAUAUGGAACACAUGGGUGAGGUGUGG